Molecule: messenger RNA, 1425 nt
Organism: Salmo salar (Atlantic salmon)
Lineage: Eukaryota; Metazoa; Chordata; Actinopteri; Salmoniformes; Salmonidae
Source: RefSeq, a predicted model, not a curated record
UGUCUGAGAGCAGUCCCCUUACCACAGGAGAGACCUUGUCGACAAAUGUCAACAUCCUCACCCCCUAACAUGUUCCCGCGGCCAUGCCAGAGACUGCAUGACCUACACAGCUGGUGGAUGGAGCAGCAGUACAAUGAAGGGAGAGGAGUUUGUUUCCACAACGAUAAACCUGUGGUCUGGUCUCCAUGGAGAUGGCCUGGGUUCUGGUUUCCAUGACAUUAAGGGGUCUGAUGUUGAUGGUGAUUCUGCUGUGGACUGUCACAUCCACAGAUGGGGAAGACGUCCAUGUAACCUGUGUGUUCUCAGAGGAUUGUGUCCUGCCCUGCAGCUUCCAGCCUGACAGUGAGGAAGUCAUCCACUGGCUGCAACCAGAAGACAAGAACCUGAGCACCAUCCACUCCUACUACUACAGUACAGAUCAGCUCAAACAGCAGAGCCAGCCUUACAGAGGGAGAACAGCCCUGUUCAAUGACCAGAUCCCCAAAGGAAACGCUUCACUACUGCUGAGAGGGAUCACACUCCAGGACCAGGGCAGAUACAAGUGUUACACCAGCACUAUUAAAGGCAACAAGGAGUCCUGCGUUAACAUAGCAGUGGAGGCUCCAGUCCGCUUGGUGGACAUACAGUUAUCAGAUGACAUCAUCACCUGCAGUUCUACAGGUAUCUACCCCGAGCCUAAACUCACCUGGUCCACUGACCCCCCCCUCUGACCUUUCAUUUGACCCUGGAACCAUCCAGAACUCCACCAGCAUCAAGGUGGAUGACCGGGGCCUCUAUGACAUCACCAGCACAAAACAGUUUAGCAGAGACCGAACCAACAUCUGUACCGUGACCUCUGGGACAGUAGAAAGGACAGCAACCCUGAAACAGCAAGAUCCGGUCCAGGGUUCUCCAAGCAGUGAGGUGUCCAUCCUCUGCAGUGUCUCUCAGUCUGACCUCCUGACCUUUGACCUCACCUGGAGGUUCAAACAGACAGACACCAUCCUCACCUCCAGCUACACCAAUGGCAAACCUCAGAUGCAGGUUGACGACCAGUGGAAGGAGCAGGUUCAGAGUUUGUCUGACUCUGGCAGCCUUAAGCUCCACAAGUUAACCAUGGUCCACCAGGGGACCUACAGCUGUGAACUCUCUACUGCCAGAGAUACACACCUGAUCCUCACCUACCUGCAGAUCACACCUGGUCAACAAUCAAGAGGUAAAAGUUUCCUUUUACUGUUUCUCCUCACUGUAAGUCACAGGAUCACAUUCAACAAAAAAACUGCUCAUCUUUAUUUUCCAGGUAGAAUUGCUGUUAUAGUGGCAUCAGCAGCAGCAGUGAUUAUAGCAGUAGUGAUAUGUUCCUUGCUGAAAGCAAAUACAAAUGGUCCAAAUGAAAACGGUCAGAGUGGAAUACCACUUCAGAAUGGAGAAGAAAGAGAGGAAGAC